Cercocebus atys (sooty mangabey) is the source of this 3144-nucleotide messenger RNA. RefSeq names its product t-complex 11, testis-specific-like 2 (gene TCP11L2). The record is from RefSeq and is a predicted model, not a curated record. NCBI's taxonomy places the organism in Eukaryota, Metazoa, Chordata, Mammalia, Primates, Cercopithecidae. The transcript has 12 exons. Gene Ontology annotation, biological process: signal transduction. The coding region runs from base 665 to 2224 and encodes 519 amino acids.
UUGCGGCGCGGGGAGACCGUGCCGUCUCGCAUCCGAAACACCCUCCCAUCCGAGCUGUCCUUGGCUUCUCCGGUUUAAACAUGACGAAGACUGUUUGUCUAAUAGGUUCAGUCUGUGAGCGCUCGGCUAUCGGAGCCUGAAGGGCCCUGGAUCCCCUUGCCCCGUCGUGCCGUCGUCCCCCCGCUAUCCGGUUUUGUGAUGGCCGCGCCGUGGCUGCCUCCCUGGAGUCCCUCAGGGCCCUUUAAAUACCGCGUUGCGCUGGGGGGACGCUGGGUUUGGGGGGGUUGUUGGACUGGUGAGUUUUCGAGGUGAUAGUGCUGUGCUCGGUGAGGGGACGCCCAGAGAGCCCUCACGCGGGAUCACUCCGUCGCCGUUCUCCUCUUGUCUACGUGCUGGACCCGGGAUUUCAUGCAUCACCCUGACAGCCAGUGGAAAUUGCCUGAUUUGAAGAGGCCCAGGACCAAAGAUACCCAGUCAUGUGUGGAUGAAGCUUCAAUGCCAUUUUGUGAGAGGUUGAGGGCCCCAGAAGGGGAAGCACAGUGACCUGCUAUCGUGUUGGAGGCUUUGCUUGGAGUCAUCUUCAGUCUUUUCUGUUGACUUUACCUUUGACCAGUGAUUAAAUUCUCCAGGUGCUACCUUUUUACCCACACUUAAGUGACCCAAAAUGCCCUUCAAUGGCGAGAAGCAGUGUGUGGGAGAGGACCAGCCAAGCGAUUCUGAUUCUUCCCGGUUUUCCGAAAGCAUGGCUUCGCUCAGUGACUGUGAGUGCUCCAGGCAGAGCUUUACAAGUGACUCCUCCAGCAAAUCCAGCUCUCCUGCUUCAACAAGCCCUCCAAGAGUUGUAACAUUUGACGAAGUGAUGGCUGCAACAAGGAACUUAUCAAACUUGACUCUUGCUCACGAGAUUGCUGUAAAUGAGAAUUUUCAAUUGAAACAAGAGGCCCUCCCAGAAAACAGUUUGGCUGGUCGAGUGAAGCACAUUGUUCACCAGGCCUUCUGGGACGUCUUGGAUUCAGAACUAAAUGCUGACCCUCCUGAGUUUGAACAUGCCAUCAAACUGUUUGAAGAAAUCAGAGAGAUUCUUCUCUCUUUUCUGACUCCCGGUGGCAACCGGCUUCGCAACCAGAUCUGUGAAGUUUUGGACACAGACCUCAUUAGGCAGCAGGCUGAGCACAGUGCUGUUGACAUCCAAGGCCUGGCCAACUAUGUCAUCAGUACGAUGGGAAAGCUGUGUGCUCCUGUGCGAGAUAACGAUAUCAGAGAGUUAAAGGCUACUGGCAACAUCGUGGAGGUGCUAAGACAAAUAUUCCAUGUCCUGGACCUCAUGAAAAUGGACAUGGCCAAUUUUACAAUUAUGAGUCUCCGACCACACCUUCAACGCCAGUUGGUGGAAUAUGAGAGAACCAAGUUCCAGGAAAUUUUAGAAGAAACUCCAAGUGCUCUUGAUCAGACUACAGAAUGGAUAAAAGAAUCUGUAAAUGAAGAAUUGUUUUCUCUUUCUGAGAGUGCUUUAACUCCUGGGGCCGAAAAUACCUCCAAGCCAAGCCUGAGCCCUACUUUGGUGCUAAAUAAUAGUUACUUGAAACUGUUACAGUGGGAUUAUCAGAAAAAAGAAUUACCAGAGACACUUAUGACAGAUGGAGCACGUCUUCAGGAACUGACAGAAAAGCUGAAUCAAUUGAAAAUUAUUGCCUGCCUGUCCCUAAUUACCAACAACAUGGUGGGUGCUAUUACAGGAGGCCUGCCUGAACUUGCAAACAGGUUAAAAAGGAUUUCAGCUGUUCUACUCGAAGGCAUGAACAAAGAGACCUUUAACUUGAAGGAAGUCCUGAAUUCUAUUGGUGUUCAGACUUGUGCUGAGGUUAACAAGACCCUGAUGGAGAGAGGUUUACCCACUUUCAGUGCUGAAAUUCAAGCUAAUCUUAUAGGUCAAUUUUCAAGCAUUGAAGAGGAGGACAAUCCUAUAUGGUCCUUGAUUGAUAAACGAAUUAAGCUUUACAUGAAAAGCCUACUUUGUCUUCCAAGCCCUCAAAAAUGCAUGCCUCCUAUGCCAGGAGGCCUAGCUGUCAUUCAGCAGGAGCUAGAAGCCCUAGGCUGUCAAUAUGCAAACAUUGUGAAUCUUAACAAACAAGUGUAUGGACCAUUUUAUGCAAAUAUACUUCGAAAGCUGCUCUUCAAUGAGGAAGCCAUGGGGAAGGUAGAUGCUUCACCUCCUACUCACUAAAGAAGAACUGACAUUGGAUGAGAGAUUGGAAAUCCAGCACUUUGGUAUCCAGUCCACUUCCAUUGAUGGCAUUAGAGAUCCAGCACAUUCUCAGUACUGUGGUGCAGUAUUAGCCCAAAUCUGUGUAAUGGGUAAUAUUAGCAUUACAGAAGACACACACAUCACAUAGACCCUCAGAAGACACAAACAUCACAUAGACCCUAUUUGUGCAUCAUUUUCAAGUUUAAAACAGACAUUUGUAAUGAACAGAAAACAAUUUGUAAUGAACUAUAUUACCUGUAUAAUACUUGUAAAUGUUUUCUUAACCAUUUAUAUUUGGCUUAUGACAUUCAACCCAUAAGGAGCUGUUUUUCUCACUUGUCAUUAUCAAACCUAAUGAUUUUUAAUUUUGGUACAACUCCUUAAAGGGUUGAAGGUUGUGAGAAUAACUGAGGGAAUUGAUGUUCUGAAUAAAUGAUGUGAAGUAAACAUAAUUGUAUUUGAAAUGUACAAUUACAUUUUAUUAAUGUGUUAACAGAAACUUACAAAGUAAGUCCUCAAAUUACACAAAUGUACCAAAUCACACUUUAUAAUACCAAUGGUCAGUAUUUAUUUAGAAUUUGAAUGUAUUAAGUACAUUUUUAUGCUACAUACAAACUUUAGAUAAAACCUCCCUUGUUUGUUUAGUGAAAAUAGAAGCAACUCCCUUCUCAAAGUAUUCUAGAAGUUUGUUUCUUCUUACAAUUUAUCCUGCUCUCCAAGAAAAACAAUUUUUGCACAAAUCUCUUAGUGAAUGUCCUUGCAUUUCUCAGGCCAUUGAUAAGGUUUAUAUAAGAAUUUAAUAUUUUUAUGUGAGGCAGGGCUCAUUUGGUUUACUUGUAAGAAGAAGAAAGGCAGUCAAUGAUACCCGUUCUCCAUGAAGUUCAUAUCUGAAAAAGAAA